Molecule: messenger RNA, 3858 nt
Organism: Cinclus cinclus
Lineage: Eukaryota; Metazoa; Chordata; Aves; Passeriformes; Cinclidae
Product: granulocyte-macrophage colony-stimulating factor receptor subunit alpha-like
Exons: 11
Coding region: 186-1379 (397 amino acids)
Biological process (GO): immunoglobulin mediated immune response; cytokine-mediated signaling pathway
Cellular component (GO): membrane; external side of plasma membrane
Molecular function (GO): protein binding; cytokine receptor activity
Source: RefSeq, a predicted model, not a curated record
GAGGUGCCUGCCAGACAUCCUGAAACACACCCUCUGCUUGGCUUUUCUCAAGAAUAUUUUUAAAAAUUUAAAUUUUACAAAUCCAAAAUACACAUCAACAUGAUUUUCCUUUCUUUAUUUUUGUUUUUCUUAUCUUUUCCUUUUUCUUUCUGAAGGUUCCAUUAUCUCUUUCCAGAGAAGGAAUUAUGCUUGAUACCCUUGGAUUCAUUUGUAUGAUAUGGUGGUAUAUGAUGCUAUUUCAUCUCUUGCAUGCUGACUUCCAGUGUAUGGAAUCAGACACACAGGAAUCACCUAUUAUAAAUGUGAAUGUGGACUGGAGAAAAAUGGAACUGUCCUGGGAGAGCAGCAGGAAUUUCUCUGAGUACAAAUGUACCAUCAUGGGCAGAGACGUGGAACGUAUAGGCAUAGAGGUGGAUAGUCCACUAUGCAGCUUUCGAGAGGAACUACAGAAGCCUCUGCACAAAGGGCUAUUCUUCAACAUUGAAGUGCCAAAUACAAAUAUCUCAAAACGAUGCAGCUUUCUCCCUGGAGGCAUGAAUGGGUCAGCCAUUGAAAACUUCUCCUGUGUGAUUUAUAACAUCUUCCUCAUGAACUGCACUUGGCAGGCAGGAAGGGAUGCUCCAGCAGACACACAGUAUUUUCUCUACUGGCAGAAGUCAAGAGAUGAAGAGAAAAUGGAAUGUGAGCUUUACAUUAAAGAUGAAAAUUUCAGAAAUAUGGGAUGUAUCUUCCAAAAUGUGAGCAUAGGGAUUGAAAAAGCUUACUUCCUGGUGAAUGGGUCUAGCAAAGACUCCCUGAUCCAGUUCUAUGAUGAGUACACUGACCUGUAUAAAAUUGAAAUACUCACGGCUCCAUUAAAUGUCACUGCUGAUUGUACCAGAGAUUCAGUGGGUUGCAUAAUUACGUGGCAUCCACCCCUUACAAGUCAUGUGGAAGAAGCAAAGUGUUUUCAGUAUGAAAUUAGCAUACAAAAUAAGGAUGAGCCCAAAGAAGAGAAAGAACUUCCUUGUGUGAGGGAUGACAGAUAUGAAUUCCAAAAUUACAAUGAGAAAAAAAGGUACAUUCUGAAAAUCAGAGCACGUGGGAAAAACUGUCUCGUAAGCACAAACUGGGGGGAAUGGAGUGAACCCAUUGAAUUUGGUCAAGGGAAAGAUUACUUUAUUUUUGUGAUUUUAUUUCUGAUUGCACUUGGAACAAUCUCAAUUACACUUCUUCUGUAUUGUCUUUUCAAAAGGUGCUGCAGUUCCAAGAACAUAUUUCCUCCCAUACCACAGCCAAGAGACAAAUUUAAUGUGUUAACUGAUGAAGAUAUCCAGACAGAAUAUGUAAAUCUAUCAACAGAAUUUCAGACUGAGGAAAUAACUGCAAUUGAAGAGUGAUCCAGCUUGCAAAAAACACACCUGAUACCCCAGCAUGAAAGAAAAUUAUGUAACCUGCUGCUUAGUACUUCAAACCAACCUGUAAGAGCAUAUAAUCACCUAUAAAAUUGUUUGUCCCCUUAAAAUCCACUUAAAAUGGAGCAGAUGAGAAAAACAAGGAGAAAAAACAGUAAUUUUUUUUCUUUUCCCUUUGUUCAAACCCAUAAUGCCUGGCAACUGAGCUUUUCUGCAAGCACUUAUUUUGAAGUGCUUAAACCUUGCUAAGAGGUUCUUCACGAUGUGAGACAAGCUCUCUUAUCCAGAAUAAAGCUGUUUCUUCUUGUCAUUACUAUGAAGCUUCUUUCCUGUCAUUAUGAUUUCCUGUAGGCUGACAGGCUUCUUUUAUAAUGCCACAGUUAUUUUACUGUAAUUUUUAUAUGCUCACAACCAGCUACUUAGAAUGUUUAAAUUUGCUCUUUGAUCUUCCAACCAGUAACACCAAACUAUCCCAAUAUAUGCCAUUAACCUUAUGCAAGACAACAACAGAAAAUAAAAUAAUACUUGUAAAUUGUAACUAUUAAUACCGGUCUGUCAGCCAGACAUUUCAUGAGCUCAGUACUGCCACUGUAAAUAGAUCUCUGCAACACUGAUGCUAUAACAGUUUUGGUAUGUACCUCAUGCACACAAAUAGCAUCUAAAGCCUUCAAAAAAAUCUAACAGUUGUGAGAAACUAAAUAAAAUCUAAUAUUUAAGAGUUAAACCUUAAAUCUUCCUCACAAAUGUAUUUUCAUUUCUUCCUUAAAGCAGUGAAAAUGCUAUUUCCAAUGCCUUUUAAAAAUAAGAGGCUUUAAAUGCCAGUAUUUUCUUUUACGAAUGCUGUAUGUUUUCCUGUUCAUACUUUUCAAAAUGAAUGAAUUUCAGCGUGAUUCAAUAAGACAGAGAACAAACGUGGGAUUUUUUUUUAAAAGUCUCAUUUAUUGUUUACCUCUUACAUCCCUAAACUGCAUCACACAUUGGAAACUGCUGCUGCAUGACUAAGGGAAGCUGUAUAUUAAAAAAAAAAAAAAACCUGAACAUCACAAAUUAGUUCAUAUUGAAUAUACAGCAUAGGGAAAUUGCAGUUCCACUUAAAACACCUACACUUCCAUUUGUUUCUUUUCCUAUUUCUUUUGGUUAAACCUUGUCCUGAAGGGGAAAUUGGGUGUAAAAGUUCCGUCCCUGUCAGGGGCUGCUGAAUUAACUACCAUGUUUGGUUUCUUUCUCAAAGCUUGGACCACCAUACACUCACAGGGAGGUAUCCCAUCAUUAUCUUUACCCUUGCAAGGCACUGAUACAGAAAGAAACCUGAUUAAUGUGUUUAUAUAGACAAAAUGUCUUCUGCUCGCCAGCAAAUAUAUUGGCAGGGUUUACACCAAGUAACCUGCCUGCACUACAGGGAGCUUGUCACUGCCACACAGGAUGUAAGAAUCACUUGCAAAAUAUAUAUUAAGCUUGCCAUUAGCCUGUGUACAAAGUAGUUGUGUGCUGUCCUUACAUUCACAUACAGAUGUUGAAAGCAAUGCUUGUGCAACAGUGAAAGGAAGAAGGUAAAGUACACUCCAGUGAAAGGUAAUAACCAGCCAAAGCCAAGCAGAUAAUUUAAAUACUUAAUCUUGAAUAGCAAUCCCAGAAGGCACAGAAGAACUCAAGACAGCUCAGUCAGCCUUCACCGAGUCACACAAUGACACUUCCUUUCACAAGAUACAGGGAGAGUUCCUAAAACAUAAACACCUUGUUUCCCUCUACCGGUCCCUCUACCAUGUCUUUGCAGAUUACAAAGUACAAAAGAUUAUAUACACAUGUAGAACAGCACAUAGGCAUUACAUUAUCUCAAAGAGCAGUUAUGAGAAAUUACUCAAAUGUGGUCUUCUGACCAUCCCUAAACAUCAACCAGUUAAUACUGAAGGCUGACCUACUUUGAUUAAUUUACAGCUACAUAGAAGCACACACAUUCCUUCCACCACACCCCUUCAACUUCACCUAUUACACUGCAACUCAGUUCAGAUUAAAUUCAACUUUCCACAGAGCUACUGACCACUGCUACAGAGAUGAGGCCAAACAGUAUCUUGAAUGGCACAAUCAACAUUUCCAACUAGCAGCAACAAUACAAUACAUAGGUCACGCAGAAGUUGAAGGCAUUUACUGGGUUCCUGGGUUUUUGCAUGAAAACCAUGAUGCUUCCCAUACCAACAAAAAAAAAGAAAGUAUUUAUUUAGGCUGUUUUACCAAGGGCAAGAGCAUUACUUUUUGACAGUUCUUGGUACUUUGGGUUUUCCUAGCACUACAACUGAACACCUCCCUCCCCCCAUUUUAAACCAUAGAAGCGUUACAUCAAUUCCUAAGAAUCAUGCAAAAAGCCACUUGCAGCAGCCCAUCAUAGACUAUCAGGCACAAAGAAUGGGAGUGAUUUCUAUUAGUAUAACCCAUGCUUCCCCACCCUGCUCUCUAAAGAGCUCACGUU